This is a messenger RNA of Poecile atricapillus (Black-capped chickadee), 1878 nucleotides long. RefSeq names its product calcium voltage-gated channel auxiliary subunit gamma 5 (gene CACNG5). Gene Ontology annotation, molecular function: channel regulator activity; voltage-gated calcium channel activity. The record is from RefSeq and is a predicted model, not a curated record. Gene Ontology annotation, cellular component: postsynaptic density membrane; AMPA glutamate receptor complex. The transcript is spliced from 7 exons. The coding region runs from base 403 to 1242 and encodes 279 amino acids. Gene Ontology annotation, biological process: transmission of nerve impulse; positive regulation of synaptic transmission, glutamatergic; regulation of AMPA receptor activity. NCBI's taxonomy places the organism in Eukaryota, Metazoa, Chordata, Aves, Passeriformes, Paridae.
GCUGGCCCCGCCGGCGCCAUGUGAUGCCCUCUCCUCCCCGGGCUCUCCCGGCGCGGAGCGGAGCGGAGCGGAGCAUCCCCGGGGCCGCCGGCCGCGUCCCGCCCGGAGCAGCUCCCGCGGGGCCGGUCCUGCCUGGUUCCCAGAGCCGUCCCACUCCCAGCUCCUCCCAGACCUGCAGCUGAAGCCUCCCCUGAGGACCCUCAUCCUUGCAGCUGAUCUCCCAGAACUGCUCUUCCCACCUUCAGCCCCAUCUCAGGUUCUCCACUUGCCAGAGCAUCGCUUCAGCCGGGGUUAACAGAGCUCAGACUGCAGAAACAACUGAGGGCAGAGCUUUGUCCCCCGUGCUCCCCGUGAGGCUCCGUGCCCAGGGCUGCUCCCACAUCCGCAGCCGGGCAGGACCCGAUGCUGUUGGCAAUGAGCGCCUGCAGCAGGAAGGCGCUGACCCUGCUCAGCAGCGUGUUCGCCGUCUGCGGCCUCGGCCUCCUGGGCAUCUCCGUCAGCACCGACUACUGGCUCUACCUGGAGGAGGGCAUCGUCCAGCCCCAAAACCAGACGGCAGAGAUCAAGCUCUCGCUGCACUCGGGGCUCUGGAGGGUCUGCUUUCUGGCAGGUGAGGAGCGUGGCCGGUGCUUCACCAUUGAAUACGUCAUGCCCAUGAACAUCCAGCUGACAUCUGAAUCCACAAUCAACGUCCUGAAGAUGAUCCGCUCUGCCACCCCCUUCCCUCUGGUCAGCCUCUUCUUCAUGUUCAUCGGCUUCAUCCUGAGCAACAUCGGCCACAUCCGGCCUCACAGGACCAUCCUCGCCUUCGUCUCGGGGAUAUUCUUCAUCCUGUCAGGUCUGUCACUGGUGGUGGGGCUGGUCCUCUACAUAUCCAGCAUUAACGAUGAGAUGCUCAACAGGACCAAGGACUCGGAGUCGUUCUUCAAUUACAAAUACGGGUGGUCCUUUGCCUUCUCUGCCAUCUCGUUCCUUCUCACAGAGAGUGCCGGGGUGAUGUCUGUCUACCUGUUCAUGAAGCGCUACACAGCCGAGGACCUCUACAGACCCCACCCCAGCUUCUACCGGCCCCGCCUGAGCAACUGCUCCGACUACUCGGGGCAGUUCCUGCACCCGGACGCGUGGGCACGGGGCCGCAGCCCCUCGGACAUCUCCAGCGAGGCGUCCCUGCAGAUGAACAGUAACUACCCAGCCCUGCUCAAGUGCCCUGACUACGACCAGAUGUCCUCGUCCCCGUGCUGAGCCCCGGCGGCCCCGCGCCCGCUCCGAUGGUCGCCGCGUCCCGACUCCGUUUGUCGUUUUUUCAGGCCGCUCUUUCUGGCCAAUUCUCUAUUUAUAGGAGCGUAAAUAUAACCAGAGAGAUUGGUUAUAUAACCAAUAGUGUAACCUAGAGAAUUGGGAUGUUUCCCUUUCUUUGUUUUUUUGGGUUGUUUUAUUCCUCCCCGCAUAACUAAGAAUCUCUCCAAAGUCCUCCUCUCUCAGCUCAUCCCGCUGAGCAAACAGCAGUUCUGCCUGGGGGAUAAAUCCAGGGCUGGACUCGAGAGCAGGAAAAAGAAAAUAGAGUAGAACUAAGGGGAAAAAAGGUGUAUUUUUUUGGUGUAGGUAGGUAGGUAGGCUGCUAAAGUUUGUGCAUUCGACUGUAUCAUUGAAUUCUGUAUUUACGGGCCUGAGCCCCAGCAGGCAUCAAAGAUUUGUGUAACUUUCCAAGAAACAACCAGCAUUAGAAAAAUAUAAAUUUUGUCUUGACUGAACAUGUACUGAUUGGUAUCUCUCACUGCUGGAUAUCACUUCCAGCCAGGCUGGAAUGGGAAAUAGCCAUCCUUUGAUGAGACCUCAGCAGGCUUGAACACCAGCAGGUUGUUGUUCCUCUAUGGCCAU